AAUGGAAUAUAUGUUAUUUCACAAUACCUAUGUCUAUAUCCCGGGUUAUAUAGCACUUGCUAAAGCAUAGACGCGCGUUGUUUCAGGGAUUAUUGAUGGUUAAUCUAUUUUAGCAGCGAGUGGUAUAUAUCUAGUCAUUAUCAGGAACUAUCAGUUAUCCACUCGAUCUUCGCUGAACCAGGACCUUGGAUUCUAUUUAAACUGCGUAUCGCUGGUACAUUCAGUGCCUUCAUUCUUUUGCAUCAUGUCGACGGAACAACUAGUAAUGUCAGAUAACGAUGAAUCUAUCGCAAGCAGUGUUGCGGAUACGCAAAGCGAUGUCACUAGCGUGGCCUUGAACAAUAUAAGAAUACAACUUAAAUUCCAAGAGCACAUGCCAGCUACCAGCGCGAAGUCAGAUGUAUCUGCAACCAGUUUAUCUCAGGCAACAGCUAACCCGCCAGAGGUACAAAGUAAAUCUACAAGAGCUCCCGAUUUUGAAGAUGCCAUCAAGGGGAAACUAUUAGCACGCCAUGGUAUAUUCGGAGCACAUGAAAUAUAUGAAGACAUGCUUUUUAAUAAACCUGUAAAGGGUGAACGAGUCAGCUCAAAACGUUUGCAAAACCUAGAUGCAAAUGCUCCUAGGGAUUUUAGUGACCUCGGAUCAAUUGACAAGCACUGCAUCAUCAGGUUCCCAAAUGAUGUUGCAGAAACUAUACGUAGCAGGUCAGAAGCUGGGGAAGAUAUGGGUGUUGUUAUUGAACCUACGGGAAGAUAUGACUACCGUGAGUUUAUGGUGAAGGUACGAGGCGUCCCAUUGGAGCUCAUUGGGAUACUGGUCGAGCUGCCGUGCCAUGUAGAGGCACAUAAAACACUGGACUGUGACCUGCUGUUCAAAUCAGCCGACAUAUCGCAAAUAAUGAUCGUCCAGGAAAGAAAACAGGCAGAGAUAACAAUUGAAGAGAUGCGCCAAAGGUUAUGGGAGUGGCCGGAUGGAAUAACACCGCCCACGAAAAACAUUAGGAAACGCAGGUUCAGGAACCUGGAUGUAUAUAACAAUGAAGAGAUUAAGGAAGCGGAGAGAGAGGCGUUAACAUUACUCAAUGGCCUUGUUAGGGACAGCUAUCACUUUGAAAUUAAGAGUGCACAAGAAGUGAAAGAGCUGCUGGAAAAUUUCCGUAAAGGUCUUAUUGAAGAACGUAUCAUAGGACCCGAUGAAGAUGUAGAAACUUAUAUCAACGCACUGCAGCAGUAUGAAGGAAUGAAUGAAGACUCGGAAAUUAUGUUCAAUGGCAAAGGUACUCAAAUGAGAUUUUGAUGCCCAUUGAAUGGCGACACCGCUCAAACACUACGCUGCUACACAAAUAUACAACCAAAUGGAAACAACAUGACAAUGCGAUAAUAUAUUACGUGAUAUUAAAAAGGCGAGUUUCCG
Messenger RNA from Babesia bovis T2Bo, 1414 nucleotides. RefSeq names its product transcription factor TAFII55 protein conserved region family protein. Gene Ontology annotation, molecular function: RNA polymerase II general transcription initiation factor activity. The record is from RefSeq and is a predicted model, not a curated record. Lineage: Eukaryota; Apicomplexa; Aconoidasida; Piroplasmida; Babesiidae. The coding region runs from base 245 to 1297 and encodes 350 amino acids. The transcript has a single exon. Gene Ontology annotation, cellular component: transcription factor TFIID complex. Gene Ontology annotation, biological process: transcription initiation at RNA polymerase II promoter; RNA polymerase II preinitiation complex assembly.